Molecule: messenger RNA, 2735 nt
Organism: Mauremys mutica (yellowpond turtle)
Lineage: Eukaryota; Metazoa; Chordata; Testudines; Geoemydidae
Gene: EYA2
Product: EYA transcriptional coactivator and phosphatase 2
Exons: 17
Coding region: 173-1822 (549 amino acids)
Biological process (GO): multicellular organism development; positive regulation of DNA repair; cell differentiation
Cellular component (GO): nucleus
Molecular function (GO): protein tyrosine phosphatase activity
Source: RefSeq, a predicted model, not a curated record
UCAGGAGUCUGGAGGGCACAUUGGGAAGCCCGGCAGAGCCUGCUCUUACACCGGCUCUGGAGUUCCCAGCCGCGCCGCCGCUGCCCCAGCCUCCCUCCCCUGGCGGGCGGUGCGGGGACAGGGAGCUGAGCGCCCCGGGGCGAGCACCUUCCGCAGCCGGUGGUAUAAGGAAAUGCUAGAUCUAGUGAUAUCACCCAGCCUGACAGUAAAUAGAGAGUGCCCCGAUAGACUGAAGCUUAACCUUUCUAACAUUUAUGCCACGGCUCCAGAUGACAUAGAAGGUAAGUCUAAGCAAAUUGCUCAUAGUGAAAUCAUUGUUGAAUCAGGUAACAGCAAAGCUGCAUCACAGUGUCCUCUCCAUCUCUGCUCCACAGAACAUCAUCCCCAUAUAGUGACAGUCCCAUCUUUUCCAACAAUGGCAACCUAUGGACAGACCCAGUACAGUGCAGGAAUCCAGCAAGCCGCUACUUACGCUGCGUACCCUCCACCAGGACAACCUUAUGGAAUACCCUCCUACAGCAUCAAAACAGAAGAUAGUCUGAGCCAUUCUCCAGGACAGAGUGGGUUUCUUAGCUAUGGAUCCACCUACAGUACCCCAACAACAGGACAAGCACCUUACACCUACCAGAUGCAUGGCACAUCAGGGAUUUACCAAGGAGCCAACGGCCUGACCAAUUCUGCAGGAUUCAGCACUGUGCAUCAGGAAUACUCGUCCUAUCCAAGCUUUCCUCAAAGCCAGUACUCUCAGUAUUACACCUCUUCCUACAAUUCUCCUUAUGUAUCAGCAAAUAGCAUCAGUCCAUCAGCCAUCCCGACAUCCACAUACUCUCUCCAAGAGUCUUCACACAACAUCACUAGUCAAAGCACAGAAUCACUGUCUGGGGAAUAUGCAACCACACCAGUAAAAGAUACAGAAACAGACAGGCAACACCGAGGGUCUGAUGGAAAGUUACGAGGCAGAUCAAAAAGAAGCAACGAUCCUUCCCCUACUGUUGACAAUGAGAUUGAGCGGGUGUUUGUGUGGGAUUUGGAUGAGACGAUAAUUAUUUUUCACUCCUUACUCACGGGAACCUUUGCCUCCAGAUACGGGAAGGACACCACCACGUCUGUGCGGAUAGGUCUUAUGAUGGAAGAAAUGAUCUUCAACCUUGCAGAUACACAUCUGUUCUUUAAUGACCUGGAGGAUUGUGACCAAAUACACAUAGACGACGUAUCAUCAGAUGACAAUGGACAAGAUCUAAGCACAUAUAACUUCUCAGCAGAUGGCUUUCACAGUUCAACUGCUGGUGCAAAUCUGUGUCUGGGCUCUGGAGUUCAUGGGGGAGUUGACUGGAUGAGGAAAUUAGCAUUCCGCUACCGUCGGGUGAAAGAGAUGUACAAUACCUACAAAAACAAUGUAGGAGGUUUAAUAGGAGCUCCUAAGAGGGAAACCUGGCUGCAGUUAAGAGCAGAACUGGAAGCUCUGACUGAUCUCUGGCUCACUCAUGCUCUCAAGGCUCUGAAUUUGAUACAUUCCCGGCCUAACUGUGUAAACGUGUUAGUCACCACAACUCAGCUCAUACCAGCCCUUGCUAAAGUGCUGCUAUAUGGACUGGGCACAGUCUUCCCCAUUGAAAACAUCUACAGUGCAACAAAGACAGGGAAAGAGAGCUGUUUUGAACGGAUAAUGCAGAGGUUUGGGAGGAAAGCCGUGUAUGUUGUAAUAGGAGAUGGUGUUGAAGAGGAACAGGGAGCAAAAAAGCACAACAUGCCAUUCUGGAGAAUCUCCUGUCACGCUGACCUGGAGGCUCUCAGGCACGCCCUGGAACUUGAGUACUUGUAGCAGACCCCAACGUCUCAGCGCUGGGCAAGCUUCACUCAGAGAGACAUCAGCUCAACCUAGUCUUUGGUAUUUUAUAUAACUGAUCCUACAACAAUUGCAGUCAUCUUUCUUCAAAGGGAACCCAUGGUAUGGAAGCCUUUAAGAAUCUGCAUCAGGAAAGCAAUGUAUCAAAUCCUUCUUCUAUUGGAUGGAGGGAAAAACCUUCAAAUCACCCAGUGGGGAUCCUACAGUUUUUUGGCUAAAAUGGAUUCUUAGAGCUGAUACUGGACUCUUGACUAUGUUAUUGCCAUGUGAAUGACUUUGAAGCACACAAAAGACUGGAAGUCCUGGGUCUACUUGUCAGUUUUCUUGCUUUGAAAUGGGGGAAAAGGACACAGCAUGGAAUUCUGGGCAUGCUCACUGGACUCUUCAUUACAUCAUGUGGGACUUUCUGAAAAUAAGAGUGAAAUAGUUGGGGGUUUUUGUAUUUUUUUUAAUUUAUGAACUAAUCUCAUUACUCUGGUAUUAAGCUCUGUAUCUGUGUUUUUAUCUUCUUUUGGGGAGGGGGAGGGCAGAGGGUCCUACAAUUCUAAUUUAAUAAUUCUUUUCUCCAUGAUAAACUCUGUGGACAAUCAUAUUGUGUACAUUAGUAUUGAGGACAUUUGGGACUGUUGGUAAGAAUUGUAGCUAUGAUUUUUAAACCUGAUCUAGAUGGUAUGUGGACUGUGCAUGUGUCUAAACGGUGCCUUAUGCUGCCAUCUUGUUUUCGGUGGGUGGGGAGAAGUAGCUUGUGAUGAAUGAAAGGCAUUAAAUAAAACUACGUUUACAUUUUGAGGGAAUAGAACACCUGCCUUCUCUUCUCUCCAUGCAUUGUUGGACCUAGCAGAUGUGUAGAAUUCUUGCUUUCCCUCUGAGCUAGAGAUGGAGUAGGAGA